This is a messenger RNA of Penicillium cataractarum, 1374 nucleotides long. Its product is annotated as UNC93-like protein. The coding region runs from base 1 to 1374 and encodes 457 amino acids. NCBI's taxonomy places the organism in Eukaryota, Fungi, Ascomycota, Eurotiomycetes, Eurotiales, Aspergillaceae. The record is from RefSeq and is a predicted model, not a curated record. The transcript has 4 exons.
AUGGCCCUUGAAAGGAUAGCUCAUUUCUAUCGAUCCUGCCUAUUUCAGAUUAUUAUCGUGGGGCUGGUCGCUUUUUGUGAACCGGGAAUCUGGACUGCCCUAAAUAACCUUGGAGCAGGAGGCAAUGCUAGUCCUUUCCUGAACAAUGCGGCAAAUGCCCUGACCUAUGGACUUAUGUCAGUAGGCUGUUUUCUUGCUGGCGGUGUCACGAAUAAGAUCACAGCGAAAUGGACCUUGUUCCUGGGAGCAGCAUUCUACACCCCUUAUGCGGCUGGACUAUACUGCAACAAUCGUUAUGGAAAUGAAUGGUUUCUCUUGCUUGGCGCCGCUCUAUGUGGUGUUGGAGCAUCUCUUCUAUGGGCCAGUGAAGCUGCCAUUGCGGUAGGAUAUCCGGAAGAGGAGAGACGAGGCCGAUAUGUUGCAAUCUGGAUGGGAAUCCGGCAGAUGGGGCCGCUAGUUGGUGGUGCAAUCUCACUUGCUCUCAACAUCAACACUUCACAUGUCGGAAAGGUCACCUACACAACAUACUUGGGACUUGUUGCGAUCUCUUCUCUCGGAGCUCCAUUUGCAUUGCUUCUAUCACAGCCACAGCAUGUGGUCCGACGGAAUGGCACUAAGAUACCUUAUAUGAAGAAAACUAGCCUCAGUAUCGAGUCGCGCGCUAUCUGGAAGCAACUUACCAAUAAGUACAUGCUGCUACUUAUUCCAGUCUUUCUCGCGGGGCAGUUUGGUACAACUUACCAAGGGAAUUAUUUAACCACAUAUUUCACCGUUCGCUCUAGAGCCCUCGCCUCUUUCCUCACAGCCGUGGUUGGCGCCAUGGCUAACGUGACAACAGGUAUAAUCCUCGACCUGAAAUACUUUUCUCGAGCAACCAGGUCAAAGGCAGUGUACAUCUUUGUCCUCAUCUUCGUCACGGCAGCUUGGAUAUGGAAUGCUGUCACUCAAACGAAACUCUCCCGCAUGGCCGAGCCACCUGCCUUCGACUUGGGUGAUGGCUCCUUCUUCAACUCGUCUUUCACUGUUUACAUGUUCUUCAAGUUCUUCUAUGAAGUGCUGCAGACUUACAUCUAUUGGUUGAUGGCCGAGAUCAAGGGAGCGCAGGGAGAGGGUGAUAUCGCUAGGACCACCGGUAUUCUCAGAUCUUGGGAGUCUAUUGGGAGCACGAUUGCUUAUGCGGUUGGUGCAACCCACUGGCCCAACUUGAAUCAGAUGAUUCUGGGUUUCUCGCUGUGGGCUUUCACAAUCCCGUUUACCUGUCUCGCUGUAUUCGGCAAUUGGAACCAGUCUGAGACAAUCGAGGUGGAGGAGCAAUCAGACAGUAGUAGCCUCGAGGCUCAAAGAGUGGUUAUUAGCACCCAAGGAAAAGAUUGA